CUUAGGCAAAGUCAAUGAGCAUUUAGAAAAUGGCUCCUUUGUUCCAAACACUCUGCUCACAUAUUGGUUGUGCAAAGAACGUUUAGAAAAAUAACAGUUCCAGCUUUCCAUGAGCUCCGUCCUACUGCAAGAGACAUGUCAGCAUCUCUUUCCAAACAAGCUCGAAGAAAAAAAUAUACAUAUGCUCAAUGUGAGAAGGCCUUUGGUUGGAACUCAGAUCCUGAUAGACCUCAGAAGAUUCAUACUGGGGAGAAGUUUUAUAAAUGUGAUGAAUGUGGGAAGGCAGUGUGCUACAAAUCUCUACUUAUUGACCAUCAGAAAAUCCACACUGGAGAGAAACCUUUUCAAUGCAAUCAAUGUGAUAAGAGUUUCACACAGAGUCCCAAUCUUGAUGUACAUAAGAGAAUUCACACUGGAGAGAAAGCUUAUAGAUGUCAUCAAAGCGGAAAAACUUUCACACAGUGCUCCAGUCUUGUUAAGCAUCAGAGAAUCCACAGUGGAGAAUGGCCUUAUGGGUGUAAUCAAUGUGGAAAAACUUUCACCCAGAGCUCCAGUCUUGCUGCACAUCAGAAAGUCCACAGUGGAGAGAAACCUUUUGAAUGUCAUCAAUGUGGGAAGAGUUUUAGACAGAGGUCCCAUCUUGCUACAUGUCAGAGAAUCCACACUGGAGAGAGGCCUUUUGAAUGUAAUCAAUGUAAUCGAUGUGUAAAGGCUUUCCAAUUCUGCUCCAGUCUUGCUUUACAUAAGAGAAUUCACACUGGGAAGAAAUCCUAGGAACUUCAUUCAUCAUGUGAGGCCGGAAUACAAUUAUUGUGUUCAUGUGACAAUAAUCUUUAACAAUCUUGGUUCAAAUUCAUGCAAUAGUCAUUAACCUUUUGCUGCAUUCAAUACAAUUGUCAGAGGCAACAUCUACCACAAGUACAUCUGUUCUAAAUUAAAUCUAAAUAAAGUAUUUGAUAGGUUUUCAAACUCCCCACCUGUUCUCAUCUGCAGGUAGGACAGAGGAAGGGGGAGUACAUCUGAUCACUGCAGGUGGGCUUCAGAGUAUAGCUCACCAACAGGACUUUAAAAGUUUCAAUCCUCUGAGGUAAGGAGAAGGGAGAAUCCACCCCAGGAAAUGUUUUCAAGGCAAGCUGGUGGAAUGUUGGAUAAGGAGGACAAUCAGUACACAUAGUACAUUCUGGAGUCUUACAGGAAUACACUGGGCACUAGUUUACACCUAGUGAAGAGGUGGUUAACAAAUGUAACUUUAGUAUAUGCCAAUGAUUAACAGAUAUGAUUUCAUGAUUUCCUAAAUGAUGGCAGAUGAAACUCACUUCUUAUUUAAAGUUUAACCCCUAAGUUUCCUUACUUUGACUGGGAAAGGUCAUAGUGCCUUAAACUGCAGCAUGAUAGAGUCUCAGAACACUGUCAGCAGGACUGGUGAGAGCUUUUCACAGGUUAAGUAAGAAGUCCAAAGGAAGCUCAAAGAGCUGUUCAGAGGAUUUUGCUCUAC
This is a messenger RNA of Phascolarctos cinereus (koala), 1495 nucleotides long. RefSeq lists its product as uncharacterized. The record is from RefSeq and is a predicted model, not a curated record. Lineage: Eukaryota; Metazoa; Chordata; Mammalia; Diprotodontia; Phascolarctidae. Gene Ontology annotation, molecular function: DNA-binding transcription factor activity, RNA polymerase II-specific; RNA polymerase II cis-regulatory region sequence-specific DNA binding. Gene Ontology annotation, biological process: regulation of transcription by RNA polymerase II.